Molecule: messenger RNA, 2727 nt
Organism: Nilaparvata lugens (brown planthopper)
Lineage: Eukaryota; Metazoa; Arthropoda; Insecta; Hemiptera; Delphacidae
Product: synaptic vesicle glycoprotein 2B
Exons: 11
Coding region: 195-1850 (551 amino acids)
Biological process (GO): transmembrane transport
Cellular component (GO): membrane
Molecular function (GO): transmembrane transporter activity
Source: RefSeq, a predicted model, not a curated record
CAAGCUGGGUGAAUCUCAUUUUUACAGUCUCUACUGUAGGUAGGAUUGAGCGUUCACUUGUUGGGCAUCAUUUGUGUAUAGUGAAAAGCUAUAGCUCCAAGAACAUUCUUAUAUUACUUAUAAGACUAUCAAUAUAUUUCUUAAUUCUUUGGUAAUUUAUCUUGAUUUGCAUAAUCGUUGACAGUUGGAGAAACAUGUACUCUUAUAAAAUUGAUUCAGCUUACACAAUCGAAGAAGCUCUUCAAAUGGCAGGUCAUGGGAAAUUCCAGAGAAAAGUGAUGUUUGUCGGAGGCUUGAUUGCUAUGGCAUCAUUCAUCAGUGUGGGGACAGUUAGCUUCAUAAUGACUGCUGCUCAAUGUGACCUGCAAAUGGAUUCCAUACAGAAGGGCACUCUCAUUUCAGGCGGAUUUAUAGGAAUGAUAUUAAGUAGUCACAUGUGGGGAUUUCUCUCAGACACUAGAGGACGCAGAUUCAUACUUUUGAGGUGUUUAAUAAUGGAUGGAGCUAUGUACGUCCUGUCGAGUUUCAUGCCAACUUACAAUUCACUUCUCAUCAUGCGCUUUUUACAUGGUUUUGUGAUCUGCGGUAGCAUUGUGCCAUGUUAUCCAUACAUUGGAGAGUUCCACACAAAUAAGAACAGGAGUAGAGCAUUACUGAUUGUCUCACUAAUCGGUUGUUUGGCCAAUUUCUACCAACCAGGUCUUUCAAUUCUGGUGAAUGUAACAUCAUGGCGAAUCGAUUUGCUACCAUCAUUUGUUUACAAGCCAUGGCGACUUUAUUAUGCACUGUCAGGAGUUCCAAGCCUUACAGCAGCAGCUUUGUUAAUCACACUACCAGAGAGCCCUAUGUUUUUAUUGGCUAAUAAUGACGAGAAAGGUUCCAUUAUGAUUUUGAAAGACAUCUAUAGGAUAAACUCAGGUGGAACAGAAGAUACACUACCAUUUUUGGUGAAACAUCUUAUAAUAGAGGAGGACACAGUUGUAACAAAGAUCAGCGAUUCCAACAUGAACAAGACAUCCAUGUUUUUCCAUUCAAUUUGGGAACAGACCGUACCUUUAUUGAGAAAGCCCUACAGAUUGAAGAUUGCUCUCAUCACCGCUCUUCAAUUCCUUUUAUUUCUCUCCAACAACUGCAUAUUUCUGUGGGUGCCUGAAACUGUCAACCGCAUUGGUAUCUAUCAUCGUGACAGGGAUGCUGAAUCUAUGACAUUUUGUGAAGUUGUUCAAGAUUUCAAUAAGAGAAACACGUCAAGGAUUGACAAUGAUAUUGAAAUUCUCCAAAAUGAUUCAACUACUUCUACAUCUCCAGCUUAUAGUGUCUCUCAACAAAUGUGCUCAGAAAAAAUAAAUCCUGCAGUUUAUUGGACAGUCUCUAUAUCAGGAGGUAUGAUAAUGAUUUGUUUGGUGAUGAUACAUUUCGCAGCAAGAGUGGUUGGCAAGAAGCUGAUAAUAGGAAUAGCGAUCUCAUGUGCAUUGGCUUCCAUAACACUAUUGAUUUUCGCUGAAAAUCCUUAUUUGAUAAUAGCCGAAAUGUGUUUCUUCAUGAUGGUAUCUGCUGCUGCAACUCAAGUGGUUCUUUAUACAGUUGUUGAUCUAUUUCCAACAAAAAUAAGGAGUAUGGCAGUCUGUCUGGCAAUCAUGUGCUGUAGAUUUGGAUCAAUAAGUUCAAAUUUGAUUUCGGGAGCUUUGAUCGAUAACUAUUGUUCUUUAAUCCUGGUGAUGAUGCUUGUAUGCUUAUCAGUAUGUUUGAUGAUAACCUUUUUCCUACCUUUAUCGGAAGAUACCAGUCGACCAAUUCAAGGAAGGAAAUCGGAAACUAUCUUCAAUCUUGAUCAGAAACUACAUAUGUGACUCGUCGCGUCGAUUCCAGUUACAAAAAUAUCAUGAAGAAUUUUGAAGAAACAAAAAAAUGUAAUGUAAUCAAUCUGAAUGAGAGUAGUCUAGUUACACACAUACAUCGAAUUUUUGCCGUACUUAUAAAUUCUAUCAGAUUAGACAGAUAAUGUCAAACAUAUUAUGUUCAUUUCGUCAAGUUCGGUUCAAUCUAAUAGAAUUUAUAAUAACAACAAUAAAUCGUACGUCCAAAAAUCAAUGUACGGUAUCAUCCAUCGAUGUCAAGAAGACAACUGCUUCUCAACUCCUGGAUAUCCUAAAACAGCUUCCUUGUGAUCGUGUAAUAUGCCUACUACCCUAUCAAAAUACAUCGUGAUAUCGUCUUUGUAUCAAUGAUAUUAUAAAACUUAAGUAUAAAUUUACUGAUAUGAACUUAAUUUGAUUGUAGCCGCCCCCAGAUGAGACUAGAAUUAAGAGAUCUCUUAAUUAUAAAGGGCGAGUCAUGGGACUUUAUCAAUAACAAACUUUUGCUUUUUAUUUAACCUCUGAAUUUUAUUGAAACUAAUCAAUCUCAUUUGAAUUUGGAAACAAAUAAUCGGUAUCGUUUCAUUGCAUAUUCAAUUAAACGUCCUGUGAGAUUCUGCUAACUGUAAGUCUAGAAUAUUCUAACUUCUUACAAAGGUAGCGUGAUCUUCAUACAAUUUACUACUACAAAAAAGAAUUGGGGGCUCGGUCAAUUUGGGUUUCUAAAACAUGAGCUAGGCAAAUAUAUGAUGGCACUCGCUAUCUUCAGAACUAUCUCAUCACGACUGAAACUUUGCACUAUACACUAAGUUGUUGAUAUUCAUUCAUUUCACUGACAUUCAUAAUAAACAAUAAAAUAAAUUCACAAUUC